CGCACACUUUGAGACUUUCCAGUUUUAUAUGUUAUUAUUGUCUCGAUAUGAUUACGAAUUGUUAUUUUUAAAUUCAUGUUAUCGUACGCAUGAACAUACGUCGAAAUUCGUAAACAAUCUUUAUUCAUAGAAUCAAUUAAUUUACAUAUACUGCGAUACAAAUGCUCAAUUCAUGAGUAGUAUACAUACAUCUUUAAACAUUUAAAUAUUAGAGAAUAAAAGAGACAAUUAGAGCAAUUUGAAUAAUAUUUAUUGAGAAAAAAAGGCAAUUCGCAGAUGACGCUACUGUUUCGAUAUAGAUGCCUAACUUCACUGUUGAAUGUUAACCUAAAAAGUUGUAAAUACACAAUCCACAGCUGUUUGGGACACAACUCAUUUCUUGACACGAUGAUUUAUUCGUAAAAUUAUUAAUGAAUUUACCAUAGGAAUACAAAUUUUUUGUAAUGAGCCUUCAAAUAUUUUAGUGAAGUAUUAAACAAGUGAGAUUUCGUUUUUAUACGUUUCCAGUUUUUAGCGAAAGUGCAACUGCGUCUUUGUAAUUAUAUUAAAAAUUGAAGACAAGGUUUGACCUCCUUCUUUAAGCGAAGCAGUGCAUUCAACUGCCAGCUGCUGCUGAAUGCAGAUCUUAGUACAACAAAACAUUUCAAUCUAAUACCAAUCAUGGCAGACAGGAAUAAAAUUUUGGUUGGUGCUGGAGUAAUAUGGGGUAUUACUCUUUGCUGUCUCUUCAUUAGUCGCAAACUUCCAGGGUCAAUGGGAUUAUUAAAUUUCAUUCCUGGUAUUUUAUUUUGGAACCAAAAAAUGGAAAACAAUGAAGAACAGAAAUGUAACAUAAAUGAAGCUAGUACAUCUACGCCUUUAGAUUGUCAAACUAAUUCCAACACUGAUACAGAAAAAGACAGUGCUACAGGACAAAAAAUACCAAAUUUUACGACAGCUGGAUUAAUAGGAACAUCGCCGCCGAAAUUUGUUCCGCUCGAAGAAAUCAUAAAAGUCGCUAAUGACAUGCAAAAUAUGACUUUAGCUCACGAAAUUGCGUUGGACAAAAAUUUUCAAUUACAAAAAUUUGAACACGAAGAUGGCACAUUUUACAAGAGAGUCAAAGAUAUUAUGCAUACCGCGUUUUGGAACUUGUUAGCCGAGCAAUUAACUGAAGAUCCUCCGAUCUAUACGCAGGCAUUGGUUUUAUUAAACGAAAUUAAAGAAAUUUUAGAUGAAUUAGUGUUGCCACAUCAUGCAAAAAUACGAGAAAAUUUAAAGGAGGUGCUUGAUGUAGAUCUAAUUAAACAGCAAGCAGAAAAAGGUGUUUUGGAUUUCCAUCAUUAUGCACAAUAUGUGAUUUCAAUUAUGAGUAAAGUAUGUGCGCCAGUAAGAGAUGGAAAGAUUAGAGAGCUCAGUCAAAAAACAGAUGUUAUCGAAAUAUUUAAAGGUAUAAUGGAAGUAUUGCAACUUAUGCAACUUGAUCUGGCAAACUUUACUAUUACUAUGAUGAGACCAAAUAUAGUUGCGUCGAGUAUCGAAUAUGAAAAAGCAAAGUUUGCUGAAUUUUUAAAAAUUUGUGCAAAUGGUUUGCCAUAUACAGAAAAAUGGUUAUUAAGGCAUUUCGAUCCUACAAAAAUCAAGGAUAGUUCAGCAGAUGUUAAUGCUGUGAGACAGAUCACACAUUGUCUUUUAGCUGAAGCAUAUCUUGAUCUUCUAGAGUGGGAUUUCACUCCAGAAACAGAAACAUUGAUGCUCGACCAAGAUAGAUUACUAGAAUUGCGUGAUAAGACCAGUAGGUUAAGUAUUAUAGGCGCCGUAAUAUUGUUAGCAAACAAUACAGUGGGUGCGCCAAUUCAUGGAGUAUCGAGUUUUAAAAUGAAUAUUAAACAACAUCUUAAUGUGCUGUUAGAAUCUGUGCAUUCAAACAAGGAUUUGGAAAUAGUAAUGCCGAAUAUUGUAUUGCAAGUGAAAGCAGACGUAAGAACAACAUUGGAGGAGAUUGGUAUUACUCACUUAUCUCCAGAGUUGGAAACAUUAUUAGAAGGACAAAUAUUGGAACUCGUUAAACCGGAAAAUAAGAUUAGGCAUCUUAUAAAAUUGAGAAUUCGACAAUUUUUACAAAAGAUAAUAUUGUCAAAAUCUACGGCACCGCAACAAGUGCCGCCAGGACUUUCAUCGCUUCAGGAAGAGUUAACAGCCAUAGCAGCUCAAUUUUUAAUAGUUAUUUCUCAUAAUCGCAGCGUAUUUGGAGAGUACUAUCAAGAAAUUGUGACCAAUGCUAUUAAAAGAAAAGAAGCUGAUAAUAACAAAAAUGUUGAUAAUAAUAUAGACGCAAAUGAAGUUGAUACCAUGAAGUCGUAAAAAGAA
This is a messenger RNA of Hylaeus volcanicus, 2349 nucleotides long. RefSeq names its product T-complex protein 11-like protein 1. Lineage: Eukaryota; Metazoa; Arthropoda; Insecta; Hymenoptera; Colletidae. Bases 661 to 2343 code for a protein of 560 amino acids. Gene Ontology annotation, biological process: signal transduction. The transcript has 9 exons. The record is from RefSeq and is a predicted model, not a curated record.